Colletotrichum acutatum is the source of this 525-nucleotide messenger RNA. Its product is annotated as glutathione-dependent formaldehyde-activating enzyme. The record is from RefSeq and is a predicted model, not a curated record. Gene Ontology annotation, molecular function: carbon-sulfur lyase activity. NCBI's taxonomy places the organism in Eukaryota, Fungi, Ascomycota, Sordariomycetes, Glomerellales, Glomerellaceae. The transcript is spliced from 5 exons. Bases 1 to 525 code for a protein of 174 amino acids.
AUGGAUGCCCGAUGCCAAUGCGGAGCCGUGUCCUUCAAGACGCCGCUGCCGAAGCCUCUCCGUCUCUAUAUUUGCCACUGUGAAGAAUGUAAAAGGCAAACGGGUUCCGCGUUUGGAACGUCUGCAAUCUUCCCCAAGUUCAAGCUACCAAAGGCUGAUCUGAUGGGUGUCUACGCGAGGCCGACUGCGUCCGGCGCCACGCUGUACUGUUACUUUUGCCGCAACUGCGGAACCAGACUAAUCCACGCAACACCGGACAAGAACGUCGUCUCCGUGAAGGGCGGCUGCAUCGACGGCCUGGACUGGAAGACGGCCGUCCACAUCUGGACCAAGAAUGCCAUGGUGCCCAUCCCUGAGGGCGCGGAGAACCACCGCGAGGAAGCUGAGUACACAGAUUACGGCGACCAGCAAGAGGCGCUCGAUCAGCCGACGGACUUGCGCGGGAGCGGGGGCUCGCCGGUAGGGGCGGUAUCAGUUGACGGGCGGUGUGAGCUGAGCGGGACGUUGAAAGCCAUUGUUCACUGA